CUUUGUUAAUUUUUCUUGUCUCAGUUGUUUUGUGAACCGUGACAAUUGUAUUUUAUCCGUUGAUUAUAAAAGCAGUUUGAUAAAAUAGUUUUCAGCGAUACUUAAUUAUACGUUGCGCAUAUAAGUGUGAGCUGAAAAAAAAGUUUAAAAUGCGUGAGUGCAUAUCUGUACACGUUGGACAAGCUGGAGUGCAAAUUGGAAACUCUUGUUGGGAGCUUUAUUGCUUAGAGCAUGGAAUUCAACCUGAUGGUCAAAUGCCAUCAGAUAGUACUGUUGGGCGUUGCGAUGAUUCAUUUAACACAUUCUUUAGCGAAACUGAUUCUGGAAAGCAUGUUCCACGAGCAAUUUUUAUUGAUCUUGAACCAAGCGUUAUCGAUGAAGUAAGGACAGGAGCAUAUAGAUCGCUGUACCAUCCAGAGCAAUUGAUCUCUGGUAAAGAGGAUGCUGCAAACAAUUAUGCAAGAGGUCAUUAUACUGUGGGAAAAACGUAUAUUGACCAAACACUAGAUCGUAUUCGAAAACUGUCAGAGGCAUGUACAGGGCUUCAAGGAUUUUUAAUUUUUCAUUCAUUUGGUGGUGGUACUGGAUCAGGUUUUUCUUCUCUUUUGAUGGAACGAUUGUCCGUUGAUUAUGGAAAAAAAUCCAAAUUAGAGUUUGCAGUUUAUCCUGCUCCUCAGGUAUCAACUGCCGUUGUUGAGCCUUACAAUUCUGUUUUAACUACACACACAACGCUAGAACAUUCUGAUUGCGCCUUCAUGGUUGAUAACGAAGCUAUUUACGACAUAUGUAAAAGAAAUUUGGAUAUUUCGCGUCCAACAUACACCAAUUUAAACAGAUUAAUUAGUCAAAUUGUUUCCAGCAUUACCGCCUCACUUCGUUUUGAUGGGUCGUUAAAUGUAGAUUUGACUGAAUUUCAAACUAAUCUUGUACCAUAUCCCAGAAUUCAUUUUCCUAUGGCUACAUAUGCUCCUAUUAUGUCUGCUGAAAAAGCGCAUCAUGAACAAGUAAGUGUUCAAGAUAUAACAAAUGCUUGUUUUGAACCUCAGAAUCAAAUGGUAAAGUGUGAUCCACGUCAUGGUAAAUACAUGUCAUGCUGUUUGCUUUAUCGUGGAGACGUUGUUCCAAAAGAUGUUAAUGUAGCUAUUGCUGCCAUUAAGACUAAGCGCUCUAUCCAAUUUGUUGAUUGGUGUCCAACAGGAUUUAAGAUUGGUAUAAACUAUCAACCGCCUUCAGUUGUACCAGGUGGAGAUUUGGCUAAAGUUAGCAGAGCAGUCUGCAUGCUUAGUAACACUACUGCAAUAGGCGAGGCUUGGAAGCGUCUUGAUCGUAAAUUUGAUCUUAUGUUUGCAAAACGUGCUUUUGUUCAUUGGUAUGUUGGCGAAGGGAUGGAAGAAGGUGAGUUUUCGGAGGCAAGAGAAGAUAUGGCUGCAUUGGAAAAAGAUUAUGAAGAAGUAGGAACAGAUAGUGUCACUAACGAUGACGAUGAUGACGAAAAAUAAAAAACUUCGUUAUAACGUUUUGUUAAAAAUUAUAUAAAUAAAUAUAUGCAAAUAUAUUUUUCAAAA
Molecule: messenger RNA, 1565 nt
Organism: Hydra vulgaris (swiftwater hydra)
Lineage: Eukaryota; Metazoa; Cnidaria; Hydrozoa; Anthoathecata; Hydridae
Product: tubulin alpha chain
Biological process (GO): mitotic cell cycle; microtubule cytoskeleton organization
Cellular component (GO): microtubule; cytoplasm
Molecular function (GO): GTP binding; structural constituent of cytoskeleton
Source: RefSeq, a predicted model, not a curated record